UUUUUUUUAAGCCGAUUAAGCGACGAAAAUACAGAAAAUCGGUUAAAAUAGAAUGUCGUCUGACAAAAGUUCACUCAGUACAGAGCCGAACAGCAACGACGAAUGUGUUAUACCGUCGCUACGCUUCCCCCAGAAACUCUGGCGCAUUGUGAACGAGUGCAGAACCGGCGCCAUAACUUGGGGUGCGAAUGGCCUAACCGUUCUUCUCAGUUACAAGAGCUUCCAGGAGGAGUACCUUCAUUGCGAGAACUCCAUCUUCAAGACGACCAAUAUAGCCAGCUUCAUACGCCAAUUGAAUCUCUAUGGUUUUCGCAAGGUCACUUCGCACAAUCGCGACCUAUGCAACGGCACCACUGCCUUUCAAGAUGACAUUCAUGAAUUUCUCCACGAGCACUUUCGAUCGGGCAGGCUCGAUCUGCUAUCGAGGGUCUGCAGGAAAACUGGCGUGAAGAAGAGUCUGCUACAGGCGAAGCAGGGAAUCAAGCAAGAGAUUCUGACGACCGCCGUUUCGCAGAACCGAACAUCGGGCAUGACACGAUUGCAAAUGUGCCAGAUUGCACUCACUAAAGCUUUAGAACAAGCAACUAGACAAUAUAGAAGAGAGAAAUUUUGGCUACAACUGUCCAAUGUAUCCAAGGAUGCAUUGAAACCAAAAUAUAAGACAAAAAUAUUGGAACCAAAUAUUCAAAUAAUUUUUCAAGAUUUGACAGAAAUGCAGGAUGUCGAAAAUUUACCAAUGCUUGAUCCUUCAAGUAUAGAAAAUAUAGAUUAUCAAGAUAAAAAUCAGUGGGAACAAGUCUUUACUUUAUCGAAAGAAAAUUCUAUUUCAGUGCCAUAA
Ceratosolen solmsi marchali is the source of this 838-nucleotide messenger RNA. RefSeq names its product heat shock factor protein 2. The transcript has 3 exons. Gene Ontology annotation, biological process: regulation of DNA-templated transcription. Gene Ontology annotation, molecular function: sequence-specific DNA binding; DNA-binding transcription factor activity. Lineage: Eukaryota; Metazoa; Arthropoda; Insecta; Hymenoptera; Agaonidae. The record is from RefSeq and is a predicted model, not a curated record. Bases 53 to 838 code for a protein of 261 amino acids.